Messenger RNA from Cercospora beticola, 1996 nucleotides. RefSeq lists its product as uncharacterized. Lineage: Eukaryota; Fungi; Ascomycota; Dothideomycetes; Mycosphaerellales; Mycosphaerellaceae. The record is from RefSeq and is a predicted model, not a curated record.
CUUUCAUAACAACGGCACUUCGCGACAAUCAUCAUCUCUUUCUGAUCGUCGUUUCUUCUGGUCAGCUUCUUCGACAACACCUGUGGACGCGGGCACACCCUCCAGGGAUCUGCCCGAACGAAACAUCCGGACCGUCGACCGACACACGAGGCUGCAAGGGAUCCCAUUAAACGCCGUUCUAGGCCUUUUCCGACUCGCGCACGUGUUACACCUAUUCCAAGACGCUUGACCUUUUUUUGCGUUCAGACCACAACAAUUGAUCUUGGUCUGCUCCAUUUCUCUUUUCGCAGGACUGGACCUGCAGACUGGACAUGCGACGGCAGCACGGCGUAUGGAAUCCAGUGCGAUGACAACGGCCACAUGUGCCUUCUCGUCCCGCAGCUCAACUACUUCUCCACUCGCUGCUGUGCAGCCAACAUGGCGCGGUCGGCAUCAGGAACCGGUCAGGAAUGGAUUCAAUCUGGCACAUUGUAACACACAACGAGCUUCAACGAUCCGACAAAGACGGCAGCAAUCACGAAGCCCUUAUCGAAUACCAGGAAAAGCAAAUCUCGUACAGAAAUUUACCGUCUCGUUACUUUUCUGUUUACUCUUGCUAUGUCGCGCAUCUCAUGCCCAUCAACUACUGGGCCAGGACGACAUUCUUCCAAAGGAGCUGCUCUACGACCGAAGAGCACCGCCACCGCCACCUCGGAUGCAUCUCGAGGUGAGAGAUGAGGCAUCCGUGCUAGCAUCGACCACCAUCCGACCCAGUGGCUCUGCUACGGCUACUGGCGAUAUACAAGUGGCGACGGAGACUGCAACGACAUUGCCCAGACCAUUCGAUUCGAACUUGGGCAACAACUUCACAACAAGCACCUGCCCCACUUUCUUUGAGCGUUUUCUAAACGACCAAGCUUUCGCAUCUUGUUUACCUCUAUCAUUACUUCUCCAGACAUCCAGUGGCUUCUUCACAGCUUCACGAUCUCUCGUACGACUCACGACCAUUCUCGACAGCACAUGUAACGUCGAUUUUCCAACAUGCUCGGCCUUGAUGGCCAGCUAUGCCCAACAAGUCAAGCAGACCGCCAAUUGCGGCUCUGACCUCGCCAUGGGCAACCCGAGUGUCGUGCAAGCAUACAAUGGCUUCCUAGCUUACGACACCUUGUACCACGCCGGAUGCCUCAACGAUGACAGUGGACGUUACUGUUACGCCAACGCCGUCACCAAUUCAUCAUCCCCGACGAGCAGCUACAUUUACUACCUUCCCCUUGGCGUUCAACUACCCGGAGGUUCACGGCCCGCUUGCACAACGUGUCUCCAGAACACCAUGGCCAUUUUCGCUCAGACAGCGAGCAACCAUACUCAACCUCUCAACGGGGAUUACCAUUCUGCUGCGUCACAGAUUCAGAUGAACUGUGGACCUACUUUUGUUCAAGCCACGGUACAGAAUUCUGGCUCCGGAUCAAUGCAGUCCACACUGCAGCCUCUGGCAUUCCUCGUCACUAUUUUGACUUUGUUGUUGAGCUUUGUUGGAUAAAAAGCAAAGCGGCGGAUCGAGCGGAGACGAAACAAAGUUGAGCGGAGAAGAUCAAGCGCUGAUCUUCCACUGACAAGGGGGAGUGAGAAUCGAGAUGCAUUUGCAUGGUAUGGUACAUGGCAACGACAGACGACUCUUCUACUUUCCAUUUCGACCACCGAAAAAUUGGAUUUUGAUAUUUAGCGCGGCGUACUGGAUCAGAAAGACUCUUCUUCGGCGGAACCGAUACUUUCAAUCAUAUUUAUUGCAUCUAGUGUAAAAAGCGACAGCGCACCGAGACAGAUAGGAAAACGAGAGAGAGAGAGAGAGAGACGAAGGCAGCAGAGGAUUUGUGUGGAUGACAACGGAACACUGCUGUUUCCAAAUUUUUGCAUAUGUGUGCUUACUUGUUCACAUCAUUCUAGCAACGGCAUGACUACUUUCAUAUAGAUCAUAUGAAGUAUUAAUAAUAAGUAUUACUAUCUAUUGAUAACGAAG